UGGCCAAUGAAGUCCUCCGAUGUUGGGACGUGCUGCCGUUUCCUAGACAAGUCAGUUGCUACAGCAGCAUCAGCGACCGACACAGACAAGAGAGAUGGAGGACUUUGAGGGUAAGACGUUUAGUAAAUAAGAAAUUGAGGACAUAACCAGUUAUCGCUUUUACUGUUGAAUAAAUCCGAGGUUUUCAAUGCGACUUCUUAUUUUAUUGUGUUGAUUUUUCAGUGCCGCAGAACUGCACUAUUUUCGUUGACCGAGCUCUUUCUUUGCUGUGUCUGGCCAAAACAGGGUGGAGUAUGACGCCUGUGGUUAGGGCGUUAUCCCAAUAUUGGUGGCACUGGUUGUUCGUAAUCCAUGCUUAUACCUUGCUUUGAAUAGUUGAAUAGCUAACUGAUUGAAUAGUUGAUUGCUAUUUGCUAGCUUUAUAGCUAUUUGAUAGCCUUACAUAGGCCACAGCGCUUGAAGAAAGGACAUGUUGUGUGCUUGGAAUGGCAGGCUUGGCAGCCUCAUGCUAACCGGCUAGCUAACAUUGAUAGAAUAACCUAGAUCAAUAUUUAUUUUAUUUUAUCUCACAACCUAAACAAUAGCCUAAAAAUGGGUCUGUCACAACCUAGCUAGCUACAUCUAAAAUGUUUCUCAAACCUUAAAGCCACUGAAACCAUCACCAACAGCCUUGAUGCAUUGCUAGACUGAAGCAUUUAUAUUAUUUAGCAAUUCUGAAUGGUCUACUAUUUUAUGCAAUUAUUAAUGCUAUUUGGAACCAGUGCAUAGUAGUGUUUGUUACUUGAAUACAUUUAGCUUAAUCCUGGCACCUCUUGCUUCAUAUUUCUGUCAAGUGCUGUUAUGUUUCAGGCUGCCUGGGUGCCUGCCUGAUCAUUUAGAAUAGAAUUAGAUAAAAUACAUUUCACACUAACCAACACAUAGCUUUGCUAUAUUCCUGCUUGCCAGAUAUUCUGUUACCCAUUUGGCCUAGGCAUAUUUCUGUCAAGUACUCUUAUGCCCCUGGUGGUGUAGUGUAGCCUAGCCUAGCCUAGCCUAGCCUAGCCUGUAUGACAGCUCUUCAUCUUCUCUACAUCCAUUCCCUUCUGUACAGAUGUGGAGGAGGCUCCGCCCUCCAACGAAGAGCUGAUCCCCUGUAAAAUCUGUGGAAGGAGCUUCUUCACUAAAGUCCUGGUAGGACACACACACACACACACACACACACAGAUUUGUGUACAGAUUCAUGUUGUUUUCUAUGAUGAGCCUUGGCUGGCUCACUGACAUACAUAUCCUUCAUGCUUCAUAAUUAUACCUCUGCAGCAGAGUAAAACUGGGAUUAUGUUUUGAUAUGCUUGCCAAACACUGGUGAGGUUAAAUAGCCAUGUUUACGCUAGCUAAACAUGUGGAGGCGGUAAUUAAAUAAUGACCACUAUUUAUGUUUUGGUGAUACUGUCCACAGCAGUUAGCAAAUGGAUGGAGGAUAGAGUGAGCAGCACCUGAUAGUCAUUAUGUUGUUGUGUUGCUGGCUGUGUUGUUAAGGUGUGGCUCCCUCAACACAGAUUACACUUUGAUAUUAUGUACGCUAGCAACACACACACGCGCACACACACACACACACACACACACACAUACAGACACACACUAUAGCAUGUACUUGCAUUUUGAGGUUUAAACCUCCCUGUCCCUUUCCUUCUCCCCCUGUAGAAGAAACAUACCCCAAUCUGUCAGAAAGCAGCAGCUAAGAAGAGGAAGGUGUUUGACUCUGGCAGGCAGAGAGCUGAGGGAACAGAGAUCUCCACUAUCAAACCCAUCAAACCUAAGGUGAGACAUAACAACACACACAGACACACACAGACACACACAGCUCCAAUAGCUGUUAGGCUACAGACAUGCCAAAGCGUGCCUCAGACCACUGUGAAAGAGGCUGUUGAAGGGACCGAGUGAUGGGUUUAAGACAAGGACCCACUCUACUGUGAAACAAGCCCACAUUUGUUAGCUAAAUGUGACCAUCAUCAUUUCUGUUUCUUGAUAAUUUGUUAUACACCUUAAACCACUUAUGUAUUUCAGUCACACACUUCUACAACCACUGCUAAGAGUGUGAAAGUAAGUUGAAUAGCCUUUAUUUUACGUUUGUGUGUUGUUGUAACACAACAGUGCUGGUAUUCAAAAAUGUAUUGGCCCUUUUGCACUGUAUCUUGCUCUAUUGUGUCAGAAGCUCUAUUUGAAACAGAAGCCUAACGAGUAGUGCUGGGCUGGGCAUGAAGUUACUGGAUGCAAAUGCCAUAGAAGGGAAAUUCUGGUGUGUGUUAUAAUUCAUAUGGAACAGACCAUGACUGUGUGAGAGAGACAAAUAAUGUCUAUCGUGGUGGAAAUGUCCAUGAUCUCAGAAUAUCAUCUGACCAAUCCAAGACUGUCAUCUGACAACUGCAUGAACCAAUCCUCUUCCACUCUCUCCCUAUUCUCUAACAGACAUUUUUUUUCAUACAAUCCAUUUUUGUAUGACAUGAACUUUUUUCAUACAAUCCAUUUUCUAAACCGGAAAGGUAAUAAAUACUAAAAGCUCUCCUGCAUUCAGAUCUGUCUGUAUGUGCUUGGGCCUUCCAAAGCAGAGCUAUACGCUCCUAGGCUGGUCCCAGAUCUGUCUGUAUGUGCUUGGGCCUUCCAGAGCAGAGCUAUACGCUCCUAGGCUGGUCCCAGAUCUGUCUGUAUGUGCUUGGGCCUUCCAGAGCAGAGCUAUACGCUCCUAGGCUGGUCCCAGAUCUGUCUGUAUGUGAUUUAGCUCAACUCCUCAGACUAUUGCUUGUUGUGUAGUCUAAAUCUAGGUGAUAACAGUAGUCUGAUUGACGAGGAGUAGCUAGAUGCCUAGGCUACAUCCUAUACUUCUCCACUGCUUCUGACAGCUAGCCACGCUGCCUGACAUGCAUUUUAAUGGAAACUGAAAAGGAAAACAAUGCUGUAUUAUGUCUUGGACAGCUUUCCCCUCCCUGCUGUCUACCAGAAUAAUAAUUGGCUAGGGUGUGUCCCAGAUGACACCCUAUUUCCUAUAUAGUGCCCUACUUUUGGGAGGGAACCUAGAUGUGUUCUCCAGUAGUGUCGUUUUCAUGGGAUAAACCAAAUCCCAGAUAGAUACUGUGGGUAGGCAUGCAGUUUGGUACGUACUUUAUCACAUUCAUUCCUAUUUAGGAAUGUAAUACACACAAAUAGCACUAUUCUCCAGAGCUUGAAAAUAUGUACUCUUUUGGCACUUAAACGGCAUGGUAAAUGCAAUGCUAUGGUAAAAAAAAUAUACAAAUUGCCUAAUUGGUGUGGAGUUUGAAUGGAGAGAAAGCAUAUGAUGGUGUGAUCACAUUGGCUGGUGAUGAUACAUUUGCCGCAGUAUUAGGCCUAAUAUUUAGCCAACGAAUGAUGGGUUAAUAUGAAUGAGCUUCUUCAGCUACACAUAGCUUCUCUUUUCCAGAUGAGGCAAUGCACAAUUACACAAGCCUCUCCUCUAUUCCUCUUCUCCUGGGGCCAGUUUUUCAAAAGUUAUCUGCUAGGAUUUCCCCAAUCAGAUAGGAUUAAAUGUUAUAAUUGGGUUUUUCAAAACAGAAAAAUUAGAUUCUGAUCCUCCGGAUAAGGAUUUGGUAACACAAACAUAGACACAGGCAUACAAACACACGAUCACAUACGCACUAUGCACACAUGUACACAUGGAUUUUGUGUUAUAGAUAUGUGGUAGUAGAGUAGAGGCCUGAAGGCACACACUUAAUAUGUUGUGAAAUCUGUUAUGAAUGUAUUGUAAUGUUUUUUAAAUGUAUAAUUGCCUUAAUUUUGCUGGACACCAGGAAGAGUAGCUGCUACCUUGGCAGCAGCUAAUGAGGAUCCAUAAUAAAUACAAAUACAAUCUCACCUUUAAUCAGGAUUAAAUGUUGUUUUGGCGUUUUUCAAAACUCAAAAGGUAGUGAUUAGGACAGAAGGCAUCUUGAGAAAGACACCAGUGAUGAUGCCGAUGGAAAUCUCGUAAAGCAGGAAACGGAGAGGGCAUAACAUCUGACUUUUUUCUUGCUGAAGAGCAGAUCAAGUUGAUAGUGCUCCAACAAAAAGAGACAAAACAGUGCAUUUGCUUAUUUCAAUCAUGCUUCAAAGAUGCUGGGGUUGCAUUUUCAUAUGAUGAAGACUUCUGAAGAAUAUGGAUUUGUGUUUAGAAUUAUUUUAGUUAUUCAGUGAGAUGGCAAAUUUAGCUGAAAAAUAUUAAACUUUUUAAAGUGUUAUAUUAAAAGUUAUGCAAUUACAUUUCCUUACAAGUGACAUGCAAGCUAUUUUGUCUUGGCUAUCGUCAUGUAGUUCAUCAUGCGGCAGUUUUAAAAAAGUUAUCUUAUUGGAUUUUGGUAAAUCAGAUAGGAUUACAUGUUAGCAUUAGGUUUUUCAAAACGGUACAAUUUGGGAUAAGGAUUUGGUAAUCCAAUUUGACCUUUUAAUCAGGAUUGUAUGUCGUUUUUCAAAACUCAAAGGUAGUGAUUAGGAUAGUUUUGAUCCCAAAAAUCUGGAUUAUCUUUAUCCCACUGGAAGGAUGGAUUCAGGGUGUAUUUAGAAAGGUGAAAGGCUCUACAACCAAGAAAGGUGAGAAAGUCAAAAAUGUUUUCUUACAUCGGAAAACCAAAAGUUAAUUAUGUUAAAUUGACUGCAGUAUAGGUAUGUGGUCAGUAGUUAUAUUGAGAACUGUCAAAUAAAUGCAUCUACUUACUUAUAAGUGAUAUGCAGGCUCUAUAAUUUAUAUAUAAUCAAGGUACCUUUAUUCAUUUCUGUGUCCCUAUGACAGUGUAGAAGUAGUCCCACAACCUGUCCAGUAGAUGGCGAGGUGUAGGCCUGUUCAAAGCACUGAAAAUCUGGAUUCUGUUAUCUUGAUAUUGUGGUAUCUGGAUACGAAUGAUUCUAUCCAAUUCUUUUCAGAAAAACUGGUACAAAAACAGCCAAUUCGAUCUGAUCCUGGAUAGAAAAAAAAGAGGAUUACAGAAUUUGGCUCAUUCUGAUCCCCCAAUUUAUUUAUUUUUAACGGGCCGCUGGAGUCGCAAAAGCUAUAGGCUACAAUAUGUUGUUGGACAUUUAUGUUGAGCAUGUUUUGCUACGAUUAGUCCUGUUUAGAUAACAGUCUGCUGCUACUAUAAAAAAAAUCAGUUGGCAAUGGAUGUUUGCUAGCAAGUUGUCAAUGUUCCUGAUUUCUAACAAAGCGGAGUGAGUAGGAAAAUAAGAUAACGUGGAUCAAAAGGUUAAUCUAGGUCAGAUUAUUUUUUUCUUGUGGAAAGAGCAGAUUCUAAGGUUUCUAAAGCACAUACAAACUCAAGUAAAAUGAGGGCAUAUCACUUGUUUGUUUCCACACCAUCCAGUGACACAAGUUAUUAUUAUUUAUAUUUUAUUCUGUUAUAUUCCAUUAUAUUCUUACUACACUGAACAAAAAUAUAAAUGCAACAUGCAACAAUUUCUAAGAUAUUACUGAGUUACAGUUCAUAUAAGGAAAUCAGUCAAUUGUUGGUCACAGAUACCUUUAAAAAAAACAAAGUAGGGGCGUGGAUCAGAAAACCAGUCAGUAUCUGGUGUGACCACCAUUUGCCUCAUGCAGCAGGACACAUCUGCUUUGCAUAGAGUUGAUCAGGCUGUUGAUUGUGGCCUGUGGAAUGUUUUCCCACUCCUCUUCAAUGGCUGUGUGAAGUUGCUGGAUAUUGUUGGGAACUGGAACAUGCUGUCAUACAUGUCGAUCCAGAGCUUCCCAAACAUGCUCAAUGGGUGACAUGUCUGGUGAGUAUGCAGGCCAUGGAAGAACUGGGACAUUUUCAGCUUCCAGGAAUUGUGUAUAGACCCUUGUGACAUGGGGCCAUGCAUUAUCAUGCUGAAACACGAAGUGAUGGCGGCGGAUGAAUGGCACGACAAUGGGUCUCAGGAUCUCAUCACGGUAUCUCUGUGCAUUAAAAUUGCCAUCGAUAAAAUACAAUUGUGUUCGCCCACACGACGCCAUACACGCUGUCUGCCAUCUGCCCGGUACAGUUGAAACCGGGAUUAAUCAGAGAAGAGCACACUUCAAGCGUGCCAGUAGCUGGUCUCAGACGAUCCCGCAGGUGAAGAAGCCGGAUGUGGAGGUCCUGGGCUGGCGUGGUUACACGUGGUCUGCGGUUGUGAGGCCGGUUGGACGUAGUGCCAAAUUCUCUAAAAUGAUGUUGGAGGCGGCUUAUGGUAGAGAAAUGAACAUUAAAUUCUCUGGCAACAGCUCUGGUGGAUAUUCCUGCAGUCAGCAUGCCAAUUGCACGCUCCCUAAAAACUUGAGACAUCUGUGGCAUUGUGUUGUGUGACAAAACUGCACAUUUUAAAGUAGCCUUUUAUUGUCCCCAGCACAAGGUGCACCUGUGUAAUGAUCAUGCCUUUUAAUCAGCUUCUUGAUAUGCCACACCUGUCAGGUGGAUGGAUUAUCUUGGCAAAGGAGAAAUGCUCACUAACAGGGAUGUAAACAAAUUUGUGCAGAACAUUUGAGAGAAAUACGCUUUUUGUGCGUAUGGAACUGUCACGCUCGUUGAUAGACGAAUCAGACCAAGGUGCAGCGUGGUAUGCGUACAUAUUCCUUUAUUAACUGAAUACAGAAUCAAAACAACAAAAUACAAACGAACGUGAAGUUCAACAGGCUACACAAACACAAGCCGAAACAAGAUCCCACAACUAAGGUAGGCAAAAUGGCUGCCUAAGUAUGAUCCCCAAUCAGAGACAACGAUCGACAGCUGCCUCUGACUGGGAACACACCCGGCAAACAUAGAAAUACAAAAUCUAGAAUUCACACCCUGACCAAACCAACUAGAGAAAACAGGGCUCUCAAAGUCAGGGCGUGACAGUACCCCCCCCCCCCCCCCCCAAAGGUGCGUACUCCGGCCGCACCAACCUGACUCAUUAGGGGAGGGUCCGGGUGGGCAUCUAGCCUCGGUGGCGGCUCCGGCUCCGGCUUCGGGCGCGACGUCGGUAUAAACCUCUUCUCCCUUCCUGCCUCCCCGUUGCACACCCGGUCCGGUCUGGACCCCGGCGCAAUGCUUCCCCUCUCAGUCCUCCCACGAUGCACCAAGCCCUGUCCGGACCCUGGUGUGGGAGCCCUCGACCCUGGAGAGGGGCUGACAUCUGGUCCCGGCCCAGCAGUCCUCCCGCGAUGCACCAAGCCCUGUCUGGACCCUGGUGUGGGAGACUCCGACCCUGGAGAGGGAUUGACGUCUGGUUCCGGCUCAGACCCCGGUGGAGCAGAUGGCUUCGGCAUGGGGGAAGAGCAGAUAACCGGAGCUGGACUAGACACCGGUGGAGCGGACUGCUCCAGCACAGGAGUGGAGCCGCUGACCAGAGCUGAACUGAACCCCGGUGGAGCGGACUACUCUGGCACCGGACUGGAGCAGCUGACCGGAGCUGGACUGGGCACCGGCGGAGCGGACUGCUCUGGCACUGGGGUGGAGCAGAGGACCCUCGCUGGAGGUCGGGUGCGUGGCCUGGAACGGGCCGUACCGGACUGGGGACACGCACCACUGGUUUGGUGCGAGGAGCAGGAACGGGCCGUACCGGACUGGAGACACGCACCACUGGUCUGGUGCGAGGAGCAGGCACGGGCCGUACCGGACUGGAGACACGCACCACUGGUCUGGUGCGAGGAGCAGGAACGGGCCGUACCGGACUGGAGACACGCACCACUGGUAUGGUGCGAGGAGCAGGCACGGGCUGUACCGGGCUGGAGACACGCACCACUGGUUUGGUGCGAGGAGCAGGAACGGACCGUACCGGACUGGAGACAUGCACCACUGGUCUGGUGCGAGGAGCAGGCACGGGCCGUACCGGACUGGAGACACGCACCACUGGUCUGGUGCGAGGAGCAGGCACGGGCCGUACCGGACUGGAGACACGCACCACAGGUUUGGUGCGAGGAGCAGGCACGGGCCGUACCGGACUGGAGACACACACCACUGGUCUGGUGCGAGGAGCAGGCACGGGCCUUACCGGACUGGAGACACGCACCACUGGUUUGGUGCGAGGAGCAGGCACAACCCGUCCUGGCUGGACGCUCACUUUAGCCCGGCAAGUGCGGAGGGCGGGCACUAAGCGCACCGGGCUGUGAAUGCGCACUGGAGACACAGUGCGUAUCACAGCAUAACAGGGUGCCUGUAUGGUCCCACGCUCCUUAACGCGAGUGCGGGGAGUUGGCUCUACUCUGAAACCUGGCUCCGUCAGCCUGCUUUAAGGACUGCGCUCUCUGCUGCUGGAGGGUUAACUCCUCUCUCAGCUCCUCCUGUUGCCUGGCCAGCUCCUCUCUCAGUGCAUCCACUGACUCCUUCUCCCUGUGGGCCUCCUGCAGCGCCUCCCUCUGAAGGGCGAUCUCCUGCUCCCUCUUAGCUAUCAGCCCCCGUAAGGUGGUGGUCUCCUCUCUCAGAGUGCUGAGCUGCAGGUCUUGGAGGGCCUCUAUCAUAGCGGCCUCCACCUCCUCCACAGUCAGCCCUUUCAGGGCCUCCUGCUGCUUCGCCAACCACCCCGUGUGCCCCCCAAAAAUGUUUUAUUGGGGCUGCCUCUCUGGCUUCCUUCGUCGUCGUGAACUUCAGAGUCGCCGUUUAUCCUCCCUCGCUGCCUCCGUCUGCUCCCAUGAGAGGUGAUCCAUUCCUGCCUGGAUCUCUUCCCAAGUCCAGGAUCCCUUACCGUCCAAAAUAUCCUCCCAUGUCCAGGAUGUCUGCUCUUCCUGGCCACGCUGCUUGGUCCGUUGGUGGUGGGAUCUUCUGUCACGCUCGUUGAUAGACAGAUCAGACCAAGGUGCAGCGGGGUAUGCGUACAUAUUCCUUUAUUAACUGAAUACAGAAUCAAAACAACAAAAUACAAACCACCGUGAAGUUCAACAGGCUACACAAGCCAAAACAGAAACAAGAUCCCACAACUAAGGUAGGCAAAAUGGCUGCCUAAGUAUGAUCCCCAAUCAGAGACAACGAUCGACAGCUGCCUCUGAUUGGGAACCACACCCGACCAACAUAGAAAUACAAAAUCUAGAAUUCACACCCUGACCAAACCAACUAGAGAAAACAGGGCUCUCAAGGUCAGCGCGUGACAGGAACAUUUCUGAGAUCUUCUAUUUCAGCUCAUGAAACAUGGGAUCAACACUUUACAUGUUAUGUUUUAUAGUUUUGCUCAGUAUAUAAAAUCUAUGUGUGUUGACUGUGAUCAGGGCAGGGAAUGUACGUGUGUCUUGUCUGUUUAAUGAACCAAAUAAUGAACUAUUGAUUUCAUCUGCAUGGUGCAGCCAUGUAGAAGCCUAUGGGCAGUAUAGACCAGUAACAUCAUUAAACUAAAAAUAUGCCAUUCUAUUCUUUUGAAAAUAAGUUGUAUUAGUCAUAAUGUAUCUUAGGACCUGCCUAAACAAAUUACUAAUGCAUUUCUUUGUGAUGGUGUAUAUUCAAUGGAUUUAUUAAAAUAGGCCACCCACAUCGGCACACCCCUACUCCCACUCGUCACCGGUGCAUACAUGCGCACGGGAGGUAUAAAAGGUUUAUGCCGGCAAUAAUGUGGUAAAAAUGGGACUGUUUGAAAGGGUAGCAUAUAAACAUUGUCAAAAAAAAAUUUUAUGGGCAACAUACCGUACAGCCUGUGUGAAUUAGGUAUUAGAAGAGAGUGAGAGAUGUUGCUGAGAAGUUUCUUUCUCUAUUCUAAAGUCAUUAAAAGGCACUUCUUUGGAUCCAGUUUCCCUUCAUCAUUCCAGACGGAUGGGUACUGAAGUUUGUGUUGGUGUGUGUGGGUGUGUGUGUGGGUGUGUGUGUGUGUGUGUGUGUGUGUGUGUGUGUGUGUGUUCCAGCCGGAGCCUCCUAAGAAGCAGUCUAACUGGCGCAGGAAACACGAGGACUUCAUCGCCACAAUCAGAGCUGCCAAGGGCAUCACUCAGGUCAUGAAGGAGGGGGGGCCCUUACCCCCUCCCCCACCACCCUCCUACGACCCAGGUAACAACACCCUUACCCCCUCCUCUAGCCCCCUCCUACGACCCAGCUAACAACACCCUUACCCCUCCUCCAGCCCCCUCCUACGACCCAGCUAACAACACCCUUACCCCCUCCUUCACCCCCAAUGUACGUCCCAGGUAACAACAACCUUACUCAGGUAACAACACCCUUACCCCAUCGUCCACCCCCGUCUUCUAAACAUUUUGUUUAGAGAUUCUCCCUCUUAAACAUAAGAUUGGCGAGUGAGGUCACUGAACAACAUAAUACCUUCAUGUGUUUCCAGAUUAUAUCCAGUGACUGUGUUAUUGUGUUGUUCCAGAUUAUAUCCAGUGACUGUAUGAUUGUGUUGUUCUAGAUUAUAUCCAGUGAUUGUGUUGUUCUAGAUUAUAUCCAGUGAUUGUGUUUAUUCCAGAUGAUAGCCAGUGACUGUGUGAUUGUGUUGUUCCAGAUUAUAUCCAGUGACCGUGUGAUUGUGUUGUUCCAGAUUAUAUCCAGUGAUUGUGUUGUUCUAGAUUAUAUCCAGUGUCCAUAUUGCGAGCGGCGGUUCAGUGAGAAUGCAGCAGACAGACACAUGAAAUUCUGUAAGGAGCAACACGCUCGAAUGCAGAACAAGGCCAAGGUACCUGGCGCUGUGGACGUCAAGAAAACACCUGCACGCACACAGGUAGGACAGCACUGGCGUGUGUGUGUGUGUGUUUGUUUAAUGUCUCUUUAAGUGUGUGAGCCAUACACAGAGAGUAAAGUGUUCAGUGAGUGUGUUGCACUGCAUAAAACAAAAGUGUGUGUGCGUGCGCUCCAUAGUUCAAGCCUCCUGCUGCCGUGAAGAAGUCUAACUCUCCUGCUGUGUCCGCUGUGCCCUCUUCCUCCCGCUUACCCCAGAGAUCUGUCCUGGGCCAGCCCUCAGGUAACACACACAGUGUCUCACAGUCAGAUGAUGGUGCAGAUAUUUGUGUAACACAGGGGUUAUUUCACAUGCUUGUCUCUAUUUCUGCUCAGUCUCUUUUAGAACACUGUCUCUCUGUCUUACAGAGGACAACUCCAAGUAGACCCUGUCUCUUCUGUGCUAGGCCACACUGACUGAAGCUAAUACUCUAUGGUGCUACAAUCAACAAAACCUCUUGGGCUGGGCAUAUCAGCCAUCCAGAUACAAUGUCACUGAAUUGAAGCCACUUUUCUGGAGAGACAGGACUGACAUGUUUUUAAGUCUACACCCUCUGUUCCUCUCCCCUCCUCUCCUCUUCUCUCCUCUCCUCUCUUCUCGUCCCUAUAGGGAUUUCGUCCAGUAAGGUUCCCUCUGCAGGAUCAGUGAGGAGCACUCCGUCUGGUUACUCUCCUAACCGCACCGCCGCUUCUGGCCUCACUAGUCCACCUUCAGGGUUAGUACACACACACACCAUGCGCACAACAUUAACACACACACACCUGCAUGCACGCACACGUCACCAAAUCCUGUCAAUAUGUAACACACAUUAUACGUUUAAGACCACCAGUAAAAACUCUUCCCUUCCCUUCUAUCAGUGUUGUCGGUAAGCCCCGUCCAGUAGGUUCCUAUGGCUCUGUGAAGAUCUCUCAGACAGCAGGGGGACUCAACAACCGGAAAGCCUACAACGCAGACAAAUACAACUCCAGGUAGGAAAAGGCCUGUAUGAGUGUGACUGGGAGAUUGUAUGUGAUGGUUCACUUGCAGUGGAUGUGUUAGACAAAAUACAAGUCCAGACAAUAAACACUGUCCUCUUGUGGUAGGUUGUGGUAUUGCUCAGCAUAAUUAAACCACUGCAGUGCUUGCCUUCUCUCUACAUUUACAUUACAUUUUAGUAAUUUACCAGACACCCUUAUCCAGAGUGACAUACAGUAGUGAGCCCAUACAUUUUCAUACUGGUCCACCGUGGCAAUUGAACCCACAACCCUGGCGUUGCAAGCACCAUGCUCUACCAACUGAGCCACAUGGGACCUCUGUCACUCUCACUCUCUCUCUUUCUCACUCUCUCUCUCUCUCUCUCUCUGUUUAUAUCUCACUCUACUUUUUUCCCCUUCCCUGUCUUUCUCCACUUCAGGAGCGAUGCCAAAAGUGAAAAUGAUGUGGAUAAUGGUGGAAUGAUGACAAAGUUCUGCCACGAGUGUGGAACCAAGUACCCUGUAGACUGGGCCAAGUUCUGCUGUGAGUGUGGGGUUCGUAGGAUGUGUAUUUAAAGGAGGAGAGGAGGAGAAGAGAGAGGAGUAGAGGAGAGGGGUAGAGGAGGAGAAUACAGAGGGAUAGAGGAGUAGAGUGGGGUAGAGGCAAGAGAGUAGAUGUAGAGAGGAGUCUAGGAUGUCCUUCUGAGAGACGGGAGGAGAGAGAAAGAAGGGAGGAGGAUAGGAGAACGGAGAAAAAUAUAUGAGAGAAAAGAGGAAAGAUGAGAGGAGAGGAGGGAAAUAGGAAAUUAAAUAAAAGGGUGGCACUUCACUGGAACCCUGGGCCAUAAUGGUGUUAUAACACUUACCUAGCUAAAAUAGUACUUGGCCAGCAGGAAUGAGUUUUUUCCCCCUCAUAAUAUUGUAAAGUUAGUUUGAUAUCAGCGCACAUAACUGUUAAUGUCAUUAUUAUGACAGUGUUAUGUAGGCUUUACAACAGAAGGCUCAAGUAAAUAAUUACCCCAAAUUUACAUUUACAUUUUAGUUAUUUA
Messenger RNA from Coregonus sp. 'balchen', 12598 nucleotides. NCBI's taxonomy places the organism in Eukaryota, Metazoa, Chordata, Actinopteri, Salmoniformes, Salmonidae. The record is from the annotation of a GenBank genome assembly.